Messenger RNA from Micromonas commoda, 897 nucleotides. RefSeq lists its product with no specific name. NCBI's taxonomy places the organism in Eukaryota, Viridiplantae, Chlorophyta, Mamiellophyceae, Mamiellales, Mamiellaceae. The coding region runs from base 1 to 897 and encodes 298 amino acids. The transcript has a single exon. The record is from RefSeq and is a predicted model, not a curated record.
AUGACGACGACGAAGACGACGAUCUGGCGGCCGAACGUGAGAGUGACCCUCGACGAGUAUGGCGAAGUCGAGGACACGGAGCAGGAAGGAGAGGAGGUGACGAAGCAGGGGACGAAGCGAAAGAGAGCCCCUCCCACGAAGGGGCCGUGCGAGCACGGGGUGAAGCCUCGGUCGAGAUGCAAGGUGUGCAGCGCUUGUCCGCACGGGAAGCGGCGCUCUCAGUGCAAGGAGUGCGGUGGUGCAUCAAUCUGCAAGCACAGUCGUGAGCGGUUCAAGUGCAAGGAGUGCGGUGGUGCAUCAAUUUGCGAGCACGGUCGUAUACGCUCUCGGUGCAAGGAGUGCGGUGGGGGCUCAAUCUGCGAGCACGGUCGUCAUCGCCAUAGCUGCAAGGAGUGCGGUGGUGCAUCAAUCUGCGAGCACGGUCGUGAGCGUCGUUACUGUAAGGAGUGCGGUGGGUCUGGAAUCUGCGAGCACGGUCGUCACCGCUCUUUCUGCAAGGAGUGCGGCGGGUCUCAAAUCUGCGAGCACGGUCGUGUACGCUCUACAUGCAAGGAGUGCGAUGGGUCUCAAAUCUGCGAGCACGGUCGUCAUCGCCAUAGCUGCAAGGAGUGCGGUGGUGCAUCAAUCUGCGAGCACGGUCGUAUACGCAACACAUGCAAGGAGUGCGGCGGGGCCUCAAUCUGCGAGCACGGUCGUGAGCGCUCUAGGUGCAAGCAGUGCGGCGGGUCUCAAAUCUGCGAGCACAGUCGUGUACGCUCUAGGUGCAAGGAGUGCGGUGGGUCUCAAAUCUGCGAGCACGGUCGUCAGCGCUCUCUGUGCAAGGAGUGUGGUGGGGGCUCAAUCUGCGAGCACAGUCGUGUACGCUCUAAGUGCAAGGUAUGUCGUCGCGGCGCGUGA